This is a messenger RNA of Lachnellula hyalina, 1095 nucleotides long. RefSeq names its product D-2-hydroxyacid dehydrogenase (gene ddh). Gene Ontology annotation, molecular function: NAD binding. The transcript is spliced from 3 exons. The record is from RefSeq and is a predicted model, not a curated record. NCBI's taxonomy places the organism in Eukaryota, Fungi, Ascomycota, Leotiomycetes, Helotiales, Lachnaceae. The coding region runs from base 1 to 1095 and encodes 364 amino acids.
AUGGGAGAAGCACCACCCCAAGAAAAGGAGCACAUCCUCUGCAUGUCGCCAUUCAAGGAAGACAAGAGCAUCACGGAUAGCAUUAAGAAGAAGCAUCCUAAUGUUAGCAUCACAUAUCGAGAGUCAUACUACAAGAAAGGGACACCGCUAGAUACACAUAUUCCAGACGAAUUAUUAAAAGAUGCUACUAUUCUCGUCACCCUGUUCAAGCUCCCCACACCCAAACAGGCCAAGAAUCUCAAGUUCAUACAUCUCUUCAGUGCCGGCGCUGAUCGACUCCCCGAAACGCCGAUAUGGAAAGAAACCAAUAUCCCAUUCACGAACUCGUCGGGCGUCCACGGACCUCAAAUUUCUGAAUGGGUGAUCUUGCAGAUUCUAAGUGCUUCGCAUAAGGAGAAAGUGAUGGUGGAAUGGCAGAAGAAACAUAUCUGGGGAAACCAGAGCGAGCUGGGCAAUUUGCGGGAUGGCGUAGGACAACGCCUCGGUGUCCUAGGAUACGGAGCUAUUGGACGACAAACUGGACGAAUAGCCAAAGCCCUCGGCCUCGACGUAAUCGCCUACACAGCCAGCCCCCGCAACACCCCCGAGAGCAAAAAAGACCGCGGAUAUAUCGUCCCCGGCACCGGUGAUCCAGAUGGUGUUAUACCCAGCAAAUGGUACAGCGGACUUGACAAAGCAUCCCUCCACAACUUCCUCUCACAAGACAUUGACAUCCUCCUCGUCUCCGUCCCCCUAACGCCCCAAACACGGCAUUUUCUCGCCGCCGCCGAAUUUGCGAUCCUCGGCAAGAAGAACGCCUUCAUCGUCAACAUCGCUCGCGGCGCGAUUAUACAACAGGAUGAUUUAAUCACUGCUGUUAAGAAGAGUAAGGACGAGGGGGGUCUGAGGGGCGCGGCGUUGGAUGUUACGGAUCCAGAACCGCUGCCGGCUGAUAGCGAGUUGUGGGAUUUGGAGAACGUGGCUAUCACGCCGCAUGUCAGUGGAUUGGGGACGCUGUAUGCGCAGAGGAGUUUUGAGAUCUUGGAGAGGAAUUUGACGAGGUUGGAAGAUGGGGAUAAGCUUAUCAAUGUGGUGGAUAGGAAGAAGGGGUAUUAA